Messenger RNA from Danio rerio (zebrafish), 6061 nucleotides. The record is from RefSeq and is a predicted model, not a curated record. NCBI's taxonomy places the organism in Eukaryota, Metazoa, Chordata, Actinopteri, Cypriniformes, Danionidae.
GACCCGAGCAGCUUCAGAUGGGUCAAUGAGAGCAGGGAUUUAAGAUUAAAUCCUGCAAUGUUAUGAUUUUGCUAAUAAUUUCAUGGCUUUCGGCGCUAGCAGUGUUAGCUGCUGCUGUUUAGAUUUAUCAUCUUUCGGUCGGUUGCGCCGUUUAAAAGCUGCUGUUGCAUUUUUCUACUGCAGAUAAACGUGUUUUGUGUAAAUCGUGAUUGUUAAAUAUACAUUUUUCCCACGUAGACGUUCAUGUAACGUUAGAUUUAAUGUACCGUGAAGGGGAAGUUUGGGGUAUUAAUCGCAUGUUCAGCAUCAGUCAUGUGAAGAAGUUAAGGGUGAAGGGGUAAUCCCAUGCUGUUUUUUUUUUUUUAGUAAAACCACACAUUCCUGUUUUGAUGGUUUUUCUUCAGCUUGCAUAUUGAUCAGUUUUUAAUAUGUCUGUUAACAUAUGCUUUAUUAUGUUAAUAGCACAUUUACACUAUCAAAGUGCACAUUUGAAUAUGUGCUGUGUUUUGUGGUGCUGUAAUAAUAUGCAUUAUAUUUAAUGCCAUUUAUUUUGCACAUAUUCUAGUCCCAGACCUUGACACUGCAGUUUGCCUGUAAAUGAUAAAUGUUGAACCAGUAGUUUCCAUUAUUAUCCAGUUUGAUGAUAUUGCAACCUGUCACACUGAAAAGUGUCCAAAUCCCUUCUUAGACCAGACUGAUUAGACUAGCACACCAGCUAAAAGCAGCUUUUUAAAAAUUAUUUAUUUAACUGAAGUCAAUGACUCUUUGUUUUGUAAUAUGACAGCAGAAAGUGGUACUCAAAUAGACACAUGGAGUAAUUUGAAACUGCUGCUAUUAGACAAGCUUGAAUCAGAAAACAGUGCCUUAAAAUUUUAAUGCAGGAAGUGUGAGACGAUGACUGGACAAAUGGCGGUGCUGCUGCAGUGCUCUGAUAAUGCCAUUUUCCUGUUCAAGGUGUCUAAGAGAGGAGAUGAUGAGAGUUCACACACAUACCAGAUUGUGCUUUCUCUGUGUGCUGACCCUACUGUACCAUCAGUGCAGCCACUGCCAUGAAGGAGGGUCCCACCAUCACCACGGGCACAACCACGGAGACCACGACCACAUCCACAGUGACCUGCAGAUUUCAGAAAUGUCCUGCAAUGGUUUAUCAGAUCGGCUGGUGCACGGCAGUCAGGGUGAACCUGCGGAGAACGAGCAGCGUUACUACAUCCACCAGCUGUUCUGUCGAUACGGCCAGAAGGAUCGGCUGGAUUUCAAAGGCUUCCAGAGUUUGCUGCUGAGUUUAGGGCUGGGUGAAGUGCGGGUGGUUGGGUUGGAGCAUGAGGAUCUGGGCCACGAUCAUGUGGCACACUUAGAUAUUCUGGAGGUUCAGGACGGUCGGCACUCGCACUCAGCUGGCCAUCCGCACUCUCAUCAGAAUCCCAACAUCUCACACAAGACCCACCAACACUCUCACCAUGAGAAUGAGGAACACACUCUUGCUGAGGAUGUGCCAUGCAGCAAGACACUUGGCACCGGAGCCACCCCACCCAGUGUAUCUGAGGAACACGAUCAUGAUCAUGAACAUGACCAUGAUCACGACAAAGACAGUGAUCAUGAACACAACCAUAGACAUGUCACAGACAGUCCACAGACUCAAGAUCACGAGCAUGACCACAUACAUUUGCACACACACAGUCACAAGCAAGACAGUGAUGUGACACAGCGACUGGAACUCGAUCAUGAUCAAAAGAGUAGAGAACAUGCACAAGAACAUAAUGAUCUAAGUGACCAAAACCACCAUCAUCAUGACCACCAUCACCACAAGCACCCCCACCCUCAUCUCCAUGCUCCAGAGAGCGUGGUGCACACCACCUCAGCAAUGCCGAAAAUUCAGCCUUCUGUACCGCCUGAGCUGCCUGCCAACCAAACAAGAAGACACAGGAGGCCAUCUAAGGUCAAAGCCCAUCGAGGCCGCAAUAGGACCAGCGUCACUGUUACACAAGCUGUUGAGCUGGAGACCAGCGGGGAUGACCAUGAGCACAGUCUCCAGGAUCACAGCCCUGCUCAGCAGCAGAGAGGCAGGAGAGAAGUGCCAGGAUCACCUGCACAUGGUGUUCUUCACCAACAUGAAGAGUGUCUAAAUUUAACACAGCUGCUUCACCAGUACGGCCUGAGCUCAGAUUCUCUCAUCUCUCCAGUGCAGUUCACCUAUUUGUGUCCAGCUCUGCUCUAUCAGAUAGACAGACGCUUCUGCAUCCUUCAUUACCACCACGUUGAAGCAGAGGAACAAGUUGCACCAUCUUCAGGAUGGGUUUGGAUGUGGGGCUUUGUGUCCAUCACCAUCAUCAGUCUGCUGUCUCUGCUGGGUGUUGUUCUGGUGCCCAUUCUCAAUCAGUCCUGCUUUAAGUUCCUCUUGACAUUCCUGGUGGCUCUGGCUGUGGGAACUCUCAGUGGUGAUGCCUUACUGCAUCUCCUUCCUCACUCUCAAGGGGACCAUGAUCAUAACCACGGGGAACAAAUGGAGGAAGAGCCGGAGGUGGAUUUUCUUAUAAAGUUUGAUGGGGUUUGGAAAGGACUGACUGCACUAGCAGGAAUCUACCUCCUCUUCAUUAUUGAACAUUGCAUUGGCAUGUUCAAACACUACAGCGACCAAAGGGGAGGCCUCUGCCAUAAGAAGAAGAAAGGAGAGCAGGCAAAGAUCGGAAGGAAACUGUCAGACCACAAACUCAACAGGCGUUCAGAUGCUGAGUGGCUCCACCUGAAGCCUUUAACAGAGGGAGAUGGUACGACAUGUGAAGCAGGACACAAUGACACUCAGAUGACAGAAUUGCAGCCUCUGGAUUCACCCAGCAAGAUGCCACUGAAUAUCUCUGAUUCAGAUCACCCUUACGAAGCGCCAGUAAAAACAGAAGAGGACAAUGUGCCAAAAGCCAAGUCAAAAAAGCAUGGGCAUGGGCACGGACAUGGACAUGGGCAUGGGCAUGGUCAUUCCCACCACGGGCAUUGCCACUCAGACCAAGAAAUGAAAGAUGCAGGAAUCGCCAGUAUAGCAUGGAUGGUCAUCAUGGGAGAUGGCAUGCAUAACUUCAGUGAUGGACUCGCUAUAGGUGCUGCUUUCAGUGCUAAUAUUACGGGUGGAAUUAGUACUUCAGUAGCGGUGUUCUGUCAUGAACUGCCUCAUGAACUAGGUGACUUUGCUGUUUUACUGAAGGCUGGGAUGUCUGUGAAACAAGCCAUUGUGUACAAUCUCCUCUCUGCCCUGAUGGCUUAUGCUGGCAUGGUGAUCGGCACAGCUGUGGGACAGUACACACACAACGUCACCAGCUGGAUCUUUGCUGUUACUGCUGGCAUGUUUCUCUAUGUGGCAUUAGUGGAUAUGUUGCCAGAAAUGCUUCACGGUGACAGUGAGGAGCACAAGCGCUGUGAAAUGGGCCACUUUGUCCUGCAAAACUUUGGCAUGCUCACCGGGUUCGGCAUCAUGCUGCUCAUCGCCAUCUUCGAGGAUCACAUUGUGCUCGAUUUUGGCUUCUAGCUGGAGGCCGAGGUCUUUGGGGGACCAUCAUUCAUCGGCUACAUUCACACACGUGCUUUGCCUUAAAGUGGCUUUGUUUUGUGACGGUACAGUCUCGCAGGCAUGUCUUAAAAGACAGCAUCAGUAGCUUACAGCGGACAUGCAAACAAACAUGUUUACAUUUUAUCAUCUCUCGUCUCUUCCUCUCUAGGCCACUCAAAACGGUUGCUUGAGCGCUCUCGCAUUUCCUGUUUUGUUAUUUUGAGAAUACGUGUCCAACAAGGCAAUCCACAGCACACAAGAAGCACUCCCCAGUUUUUUGGGUUAUCCCUUUAAUAUAUUAUAGUUGUUUUUUUGUUUUAUUUUUUAGGACGGUGUCCUAGAGAGAAGCAGCUAUUCAUCAGUCACUCAUCAUGUUGUGUUUGCUGUUUCAGAUUGUAACUCAUAGUUUGUUCAUUCGUAACUGGUGUUGUGCUGUGUAUGUCUAGUGUGUCACACCAUCAACUUGUCGGGCGCAAAAAUGGUGCAACAAAGUCCAACUGGCAACAACUUUGCUGACUUUUUGUUGUUUGUAAAUUAUUGAGAAGUACUGGUCAGUACUGGUUGUGUGCCACCAUUCUGAGAAACAACACAUACUUUUGAUGCUGUAUAAAGGGAUGGUUCACUCAAAAAUACUAAUUUACUCUCCCUUUAUUUGUUCUAAAGUUUUAUGAGUUUCUGUUGAACACUAAAGACGAUAUUCUGAAGAAAUCUGAAAACCUGAAACCAUUGACUUUCAUGUUAGGAAUACAAAUAUUACGCAAGUCAAUGGUUACAGCUUUCUUCAGAGUAUCUUCUUUUGUGUUCAACAGAAAAAGAAAGGUUUGCUUAAAUUUUUAGCCUUGGAUGAGCUGUCCCUUUAAUGAGCUCUUUUUUUACUGGUUUACACUUUGUUGGUAGUAUUGACUUGCUUGCUUCGAACACUAUAUUUACUGUUCAUAGUGAUGGGAGAGUCCUCAGUCUUAGAAUUUUGUUUGUUUUUAUUUUCUGUUAUUAUUGGCUAAGAUUGUAGCGUUUUGGCCAGCUUUGCAUAUUUGAAGGUAUGCGACUGUGUUUUGACUAACUUCUGACACAGUGCUGCCAAAAAGCCGAUCACAUACAGGAGGUCAGGAGAACAGAGACUGAACAAGUCCAGUAUUAAAGCUAAUGCGAAAGCACUGUGAUUUAUUCUUUUUUUUCUUAAAUGAAAAACAACUAACAUAUCUGUAUAUCAAAGAAUACAUCAGUUUUUCUUUGGGAAGUCUAUUUGUUCAUUGAUAAAAUAGAAAUGAUCAUGAUUUAGACUACUUUCCGAAUCUAAAAAGUUGAUUCAUAUCCAAGUUGUGUUGUGAUAAAUAGUGAUCUCGUUACUGUUCCAUCAUGAGAUAAUUAUGUUCCCCAAAGGAAAUUUGCUACUGAAAACGUUUAUUUUUUUUUUAAACAUGCUAGUAUUUUGAAACGCCUUUGUUACUUAUUAUUUUUAUUUUAAUUAUAAAACAUGUUUGAUAUUGCUGGAGUUUUCUUUGCUAAAUUCUAAAUACAUUAUUUUGUGAGACAUCAGCACCUUUUAUAAACUGACCAUCUAAAAACUUAUUUUCCAUACAAAGUUUGGGAGAACCAAUACAUUUUUAUAACUUAAAACUGUUCGCCAUUAUGAAAUGUUCUUUUUGACAAUCUUAAAUAUUCAUUUUUGACACCCUUGCAUUAUUGAAAUGAUUUCAGGCUGUAAUUAUUGGCCUUCCGUGCACCUGUAUGAAAGUAUGAAUGCAAUCAAAUGUCUAGAAGAUCUGUUAAAUUGUCCCCCUGUUGAUGCGAGCGUGCAUCAUUUUGGUUGUGCCAAAUAUGGGCUGUUUCUGAACUGAACUGCCAUUGCCUGCAGUCGCCUCUAUACAUUCCACUUGCUGUGUUCGCUGCUUGAAUCCUCUGCCGUCAUGAGUUGGUGGAGCAUGUUAUGUGAUUCAUGCUUAUCCUGUCACCAUGUGACAUCCAUUUAUUUUUUUUCUUGUGGGCGUGUGUCUUAUUAAUUACAUUCAUCAAAUGUAUUUGAUUGGAUGGAAACGUGCAUGAGACAAGUGGAAGAACAAAAUGUCUCAUUUCUGUUAUGAAAUGAAGAGUUGACAACACGUACUGUUGAUUUUCCUCUUACCCUGAAGUACUUAAUUUUUACAGCUUGAAUGUAAAACCAAUGAUUUUGAAGGUCAUGUGAGCAAACGUAAUCACAGUCUAAUUAGGUUUUCUCCUUAAUAUGUGUUUGUGAAACGAAGUUGUUAAACUGUAUUUGAGGAACAAGAGCUCCAAAGCUCAAAAUGAAAUACCUUGGUUACAUGGUGCAAAAAUGACCUCAAUAAAAAAGUGACGCCAGUUUUCAUCAGGCUUUACAGUGUAUUUCAAGAAAAGGACCAUCCAGUUAUUUACUUGCAUUGUAUUGUCAAUUUUGGCAGAUUUUUUCCCAACCCAUUUGGAUGUUGAAGCAUUUUCAGUACAUUUGUCAUUCUUGCUGAUUGUCUGUGCAUUUCUUUGUCAGAAGUGGAAAAUAAAGUUUGCAAAGCC